GCUAGGGUGGACUUCGUUGUUAUCGCGUAGUCUACACCCCCUCUCUCUCUCUACCGCGCGCGCUCUCUCUCUGCCCGUCUCUCUCCCCCUCGUUCUACUUCCCAUCUCUUCCUUAAUCCYAUUUGCCAUUGUACAUGCCCAAUCGCCGUAUACUUUCCGCAUUUAACUUGGAUGACAUUUUUAUUUCAUCAUUAGCAUCCGGCGCCAGACUGACGCGGUGGACACAGUUGCAUUUUGACUAAGGAACGCACAAGACUUGGAUGCAAUAUCGAUAUUAUUUUGUUCUCUCUGAAGACUAUUUUCUUUUCUGAUGUGUAUUUUAUUUUUGUCGUUCUCGAUCAUCUGGUAAUCAAGACGAUAUUCAUAAUUUAAAACAUCGCAAAGAAGGACAAUUGCCAGUCUUCUAUUUGAAUAAUAUCACUGUUUCUAAGUCUUUUAACACUUACAUUUGUGGUCUAAGGCAUUCGGACCACAACCUCCAAGCAGCAAUGCCCGAGACGGCGCAAGAGACGUGCACUCCGGUGAAAGACUCUCCCUUCUUCAUUAAGAACUUGCUGAACUGUGAUAGUAAACCAUCCAAACCGAAGCCCAUCUUCGCCUCGGCAAAGGUAGCUUUUGAAGGGGGCUUUUCUCUAUCCCAGGUCGGGGACUUCAACUUUCCUCGCUUUGAGUUACCCACGCAGAGGUUUGCCUUACCCGCGCACUAUCUGGAGCGAGCCUCAGCAUGGUGGUAUCCCUACACACUCAGUGCAGCCAGUCAUCUACACAGAACCGAAGUUGCGGAGAAGGCAAGAGCAAGAGACUCCUCUCCAACCUCGUGCACGGAUCGCGACUCGCCAGACCUGGUGCUCAAAUCUGACCCAGACAGCAAAGAAGACGAGGACAACAAAAGUGGGGAUGAAAUAGUUCUUGAAGAGAGUGAUCCUGAGGACACAAAGAAAGACAGUGGGGUAGACGACUGGAAGAAAAACGAGGACGGUGGGGACAAGAAAGCAUGUCGAAAAAAGAAAACACGCACAGUGUUCUCCCGGAGUCAGGUGUUUCAGCUCGAGUCCACCUUUGACAUGAAACGCUACUUGAGCAGUUCGGAGAGGGCCGGAUUGGCAGCGUCUUUGCACCUGACAGAGACCCAGGUAAAGAUUUGGUUCCAGAACAGAAGAAAUAAAUGGAAGAGACAGCUUGCAGCUGAACUAGAGGCUGCCAAUCUGAGCCACGCCACUGCACAGAGGAUAGUGCGAGUGCCCAUCCUCUACCACGAGAACUCUGCCUCAGAGACUGGCAGUGCGACCGGGAACGUGCCUGUGAGCCAGCCGCUCCUCACCUUCCCUCACCACCUCUAUUACUCUCACCCAAUCGUCACCUCUGUGCCGCUACUCAGACCGGUCUGAAAAACAAGAGGUUGUUGUCUAUAUUCCUAACUCGUACAGAACACUACACAAUACAAACUAAAACAAUAUUUUUGUAAAGAAGAAAAAUAAAAAUAAAAAAGAGAGCCAUGCUUUCUGUCAAAGAGGACCUAUUGCGCAUUUUUAUAUUAGACUGCAGUUUACAUUUUCUCUGGUAUAAUUUCACACUAUUAGCAUAUUGUUAUUAUUAAUAUUAAACGUAUUCUUCUAAUUAUUGUUAUAAUAAUAAUUAUUAUUAGGCCUAUUAUUAUUAGGCCUUUUGUUAUUAUAGCAGCUUUGAGAUCAUUUCCGCUAAGACUAUCCAGUUCACACUGCCCCAAAAUACAUUUCAGCAACCUGUUUUCCCCGCGCAGAACCAUAACAUUCAGGAAAUUACAUUGGAGUUAAUUUUAUUCAAUUUCUAUUUACAGCGUGUGUUAUGACAAUUCGGUAACAUUGGUUUGUUUUCUAUCGGAUAAUGUGAUUUUGAUAUGGGCAAUACUGUAAGCACUAUCAUUUGACCCCAAGUUAUGUGAUAGACCCAUUCAAUKUAUUGUGUUUUCUCUUUGCUCAGCUAUUUAGGAAUGAAUAUCGGACAGAUUAUCGAACGGGCUUCUUUUUUUCCUUUUUUUUUUUUUAAACUUAAAGCGCUUUAGCAGGGGACAAUCAAGAUACACUGUUUUAUGUAUAAUUGUAGCUUAUAGGCUUAUUGUUUUGAUGUAUUGAUUCUCAUUUAUGCUUGCUCGACAAUGUCCUUAUAGCACAACUAAGAAUUGAAUGUCAUUGCCUUUUGUGUUUUUGAAACUUUAUCAUGGUGUACAAAUGUAUAUGGGUAUAUUGAAUCGAGUCAAUGAAAGAAGCUACCAGGUGAUGCUAUUCCUUUGUACAGAAAAACACGUUUUGAUAUUGUAUUGCUGAAUUAUGUUGUGAAAUAAAUGGAGGUUAUUCCAUAUUUAAAUAUUUCAAAUCAGUGCGUACUCAAGAAUGCACAAUGAUGUAAUUAGGUGUAGUCUACAUAUGCCUCAGGCAUCUAUUCAGAAAUGUCAAAUUUUGCCUGUUUGCCUCCCAAACAAAUUAGGCUAUUGUCUACUUUCAAAACGUCUUCAUGAACAGGAUGUAUUGUUGCAUAAUGAAAAUGAAUAUAAAUAAACAAACAAUAC
Messenger RNA from Salvelinus sp. IW2-2015, 2545 nucleotides. Its product is annotated as homeobox protein HMX3-like. The record is from RefSeq and is a predicted model, not a curated record. NCBI's taxonomy places the organism in Eukaryota, Metazoa, Chordata, Actinopteri, Salmoniformes, Salmonidae. Gene Ontology annotation, biological process: regulation of transcription by RNA polymerase II. Gene Ontology annotation, cellular component: nucleus. Gene Ontology annotation, molecular function: RNA polymerase II transcription regulatory region sequence-specific DNA binding; DNA-binding transcription factor activity, RNA polymerase II-specific.